Molecule: messenger RNA, 582 nt
Organism: Symbiodinium necroappetens
Lineage: Eukaryota; Dinophyceae; Suessiales; Symbiodiniaceae
Source: the annotation of a GenBank genome assembly
AUGGCGCCCGGCCUUGUCACGCUUGCGGUGCAGCACCUCGUGGGCGACACAGAUGUCGUGUACUUCAUCAGCUCUGCGGCUCAGGAAGUAGCGGACAUCCUGAAGGAAGCGGUGGCGACCAUCAGUCCACCGGGCCGGGAGGACGAGGAAAUGCCACCCACCUCGGCACUGGGGAAGCGGGCGGAACACAGACUGGCGGAGGGCCCAGCCAAAUUCUCCAAGCCGGCUGGAAGGCAGGGCCAGGGCUCACACUACCCUCCGGAAUCGGAGCCCAGCCACGGCUCGGGUCAAAGCUCGGACCAAUGGCAGGAUCGCCCGGCCAAUCCCAAGAAUUGGACCAAGGAGCAGACACGGCAGCGACAGGACGAGAUGUGGCGCCAAUGGGAGUCGAACACCUCUUGGUAUCAGACUCAGGAUAUCAAGAAACUCCGCCAAGAGAUGGAGCAGCUACAGGAGCAUGUCCGCCUCCUUGCCCGAAUGUCUUUGAGACACGAAGACGAGCUGUCACAAGGUACCAACGACAACUCGGCCAACAUGUUGGUGAUUCUCUUCCGGAUGGCAGUGGUUUGGAAGGAGAAGAAG